Volvox carteri f. nagariensis is the source of this 779-nucleotide messenger RNA. RefSeq names its product thioredoxin (gene trx1). The record is from RefSeq and is a predicted model, not a curated record. Lineage: Eukaryota; Viridiplantae; Chlorophyta; Chlorophyceae; Chlamydomonadales; Volvocaceae. The coding region runs from base 95 to 535 and encodes 146 amino acids. The transcript is spliced from 3 exons. Gene Ontology annotation, biological process: cell redox homeostasis.
UUACAGUUGGGGCCACCCAAUUGAACGGUUUUCACGCGGUUCAAUAUCAGUUGCUUUCCUGAGAGGGGUAUCACAGAAAUGCACCACGUGCUUGAUGGCUAGGUUUCUCACGCAGACUUUCCUUGUUCUGGCAGCCUUCAAGGAACUGGCAAACGUAGAAGAUCUGCAAGCUGCCGUCUCGGCGGAAAAUAGUGGAGGUCGCAUGUCGGUGGUCGACUUCUAUGCAGGUUGGUGCGCCUGCUGCAAGAGCUCCUUUCCUGCCUUGUGCCGCAUUCCAAACAACGAGUUGCUUUCUCGACACUUUAAUUUUUACAAAGCAAACAUCGAGGAGGGCGACUUUGCUUCUUUUAUUAAGAAGAAGGGCGUUCGGGGCAUCCCGUACGUGCUCGUUUUCAAUAGCGACGGCACGGACUUAAUUGGCAUGGGUGCAUCGUUUAAGAAGAUGGAGGUCCUUCGCCGAAACUUGGACUUUAUCGCGCGGGCGGAGACGAAGUCCUUUGUCCUAGACCCGAACGGACUUAUCACGAACCGAUGAACGAGAAUGCAUGACUUAAAUUUCUAAGUGCGGUACUUCGGGAGCUUACAUUAAUGAAUUGUACUAAGCUUGGCUGUCUCGCGAAGAAUUGGUUGCUACCCCGUUGGCUUCUUCGUUCAAGUGGUAUUACCCCUCAGGGCACUACAGUUCUGAUCGGGACAUUUGCUGUCUGAACCUGGAACUGCUGAAGUGAAGCAAGGCAAGGAUCGCAUCCCUCGUUUUGUUGCGGUGUGCGUGUGUGUGU